UGGAGCGUUUGCAGGCCGUUUCAAUGGUUCUGGCAACGAUUCUUUAAAUUACAUUGACACAGAUAAAUCUAGAGUGGUUACGGGGAUCUUUGAGGAGAAAUACCAUUUCUUCUGUGGCUUUCGAUUCGCAAAAGCUGGACAGUCAUAUGUGCGACGAGGCAUUGCAACGCCAACGUAUCUAUUGAAUGAGUUCCAGUAUGGCUACAAUCUCUACCGAAUAAACUAUGGACCCAUAGAUCGCAACGCAAAAACACGACUACAAGACUGGUGGCGGAUCUGGCUGACGCAGAAAUUCGAGUAUCCGUCAGGCUUUGGUCUGACGGACCGAGGAGUGUUGAAUCUGUUUUCUGGAUAUCGACGUUCGUCCGUCGAGCUGCCGCCUGGGUUCAAAGAUAACCUCAAAAAUGCAUUAAAGCAGUUUAGUCUUAAAAACAGCUCUUUGGUCGACUUGUUGAUCAUGAACACCAACUGGACACCAACAAAGAAUUUUGGCGUGGUAUACUUGAACGAGGAAUCACCGAUACCCAGAGAGUGGCUGAUAAACUUGGUGAACCAUUUCGAGAGACUCGAUCUUACUAUAGGCCUCUCUACGUAUUCGCUAAGGCUCAGCAACAUUCCGUCGCUGAAAACCUACUAUGCUGCUAUUCAGGCUUCAUCUGGAGGAAACCCAACGCUGCUUGAUAGAUCCAUAUUACAGCCUGCUAUUUAUAUCCACGAACAGUUGACAACACAUGUGUUCAAUCCUUUCACAUCUGCAAUCAAUACUGUUGCUUCCGUUCCCCAGCUUGUGUCAUCCAUUGGCUUGUUCGGGCUAGGCUCGUCCUCUAACGAGGAGCCUGAGGUUAUGGAUGAAACUGUCGUAGAGGCUCCACAGUCGCAAGAGUCGCUGGCCACGGAGCUGACAGGAAAAUACCUCUUAGGCGAGACAAGCGAUGGGAGGAUCACCAAAACAGUGCAUCUGGGAGACUUCAUUGUGGAGAUGGUUGUGUACGAAAUCAACGGAAUAUUGUUCACCUUGCUGUUUAAAGAGAUCGGUCAAGAGAUGGACUUUUUCGCUUCUCUUCAAUCACAGCUAGAUGAGAUCUACUCCUCCUAUUUCAGUGAUGUGGUCGCUACACAAUUGAGGUCCAUGGAAAAAGACUUGAAAGAGAAAUCGGAAUUCUUCUAUCUAAUAUACAAUCCGCUGACCAAAGAGAUCAAGACUUCGCUGCCAAAUAUCCCCGACUCCGAUGACAUCAAAGAAAUCAAAACCUCGGUGCUACCAUCGGAAGGGGUGAACAGGACGCAGAUCAUCAAUCUUUCAUUAAGCCUGAUGACUCACAUGCUAGAGAACCGCGGGUUAAUGGGUCUCGAGCCGGUCGAGAAGCUUGUCAAAAUCAACAGAAAUUGGUGGUGUUUGCAUAAGAUGGUCGAUGGUAAAAGUGUGAUCGCUCUUAAGAAAUUUUCUCCGAGCGAGUUCAAUUUGGAAGCAGACAGUUUGGUUGCCUCUUUUGGCGCGGAAUUCAGCAAAUGGUUCAAUGAGUCUCUACGAAGCGGGUUCAUCUAGAACAAUGGUGAUUAGUGCUCGUCCCCGUACAACACCUUAUUGACCUCACUCAGCGGCAAGUCCCAGAUUCCGCUGGUGGAAGAAAAUAGAUAGCGGUCGAGGUCUUUUUUCUGGUAAUGCGGCAGUUCUGUGAUAACAACCCCGUCAGGAUCUGCAAUUGUCCGGGGAUCAUCCAAUGAGGGAGUUUUCACUUCUAUGUUGUAUAAUGCAAGGGCCACAUAUGUGUACAUCAUGGAUACCAAAACAUAUGCUGGAAUGACGAGAGCCCACCACCUUGAUGGGUAGUAAUAUAUGCCAACGUUAUUGAGGAUCGAAUCUGGAAUCAUGGACCAACUCAGCCAUAUGAACAAGAAGAUAAAGCUAAUGACGUAUGCCGCGAAUCCUUUAUAUUCUGCUUGGGAAGUGAUGUUCGUGGAGACAGUCACGUCGGACUCUCUGGCCAAUGCGUCGGAGAUAAACGCCAAAUUUUCCGAGGUAGAAUUGGCAGUGGCGUUCAUCAAGCUCGAGGUUGAGUGGUUGGUGCUUAAAUUGUACAAGGAUGGAAUUAGC
This is a messenger RNA of Ogataea polymorpha, 2095 nucleotides long. RefSeq lists its product as uncharacterized. Bases 458 to 1546 code for a protein of 362 amino acids. NCBI's taxonomy places the organism in Eukaryota, Fungi, Ascomycota, Pichiomycetes, Pichiales, Pichiaceae. The transcript has a single exon. The record is from RefSeq and is a predicted model, not a curated record.